GGAUUUUAAUGAUACUCUUGUCCUCCACCUUGAAUUCAAAGUAUUUUCCCAUAGGAGAGCAUUGUCCUGCAUCCAUUGCCCUUCAACUCCACUCAUCCACACGGGGAAAAGAUGAGGAAAAAGGGAAACUGCUGGAAAAGCCCUCGCGCAGUGCGCGCUCUUCUCUAGUUUCCGCAUGCAUUUCCCACCGAUUUGACUCUCUUGCCCGCGCUUCCCUUCUUUCUUUUCCGCUCCUUCCUUCUCGGUUUCCCUGCAAGGUUAACCCUGCGCCUCCAUCCGAGCCUGAAGUAGCGGCACCCGGCAUGGAAUCGAUCGACGAACUGGCUGUCGGACCUUGCGUGGCCUCCCAAUAUUUGCGGCCUUUCCGCCUCCGAUACCGCCAGAAUGGUAUUUCAAAACUUUGGGAUUUCAUGAGGACACAUGACAGUGUGUCCAUUCUUAUCUUCAAUAUUUCUCGGCAAUGCUUUGUUGUGGUGAAGCAGUUCCGUCCAGCUGUCUAUAUGUGCGAAAUGGAAGAACAACGUCCUCAGUGCUUUGAGAAUAAAACUGCAGAGAGCUGGUGCCCUCUGUCUGAUUUUUUGCCUGCUUCAAAAGGAAUAACAUAUGAACUCUGUGCUGGUAUUAUAGACCAGCCAGAGCUCUCUUUGGAAGAAAUUGCUUGCAAGGAAAUUUUAGAAGAAUGUGGCUAUGAAGUUCCUCUAACCAGUCUAAAAAGAAUCACUUCAUACAGAUCUGGAGUUGGUGUGACAGGAUCAAAGCAGACAUUAUUUUAUGCGCAGGUAACUGAUGACAUGAAAUCUAGUGAAGGAGGUGGCCAGCCGGAGGAAGGCGAACUGAUUGAAGUUGUGGAAAUACCUCUGCAAGAUUCCAUGAAAUUUGCAUUUGAUGAAACUUUCCCUAAAACUAUGGGAGUUAUCUUCAGUUUCAUGUGGUUCCAGUCCAACAUAGCACCACAACUGCUAGAAAAAUAAUGCACUGGAGAAAUUAAGCAGAAACAUGGGACCAUAUUGGAAGCAAUCUUUCAGGACUGUCUAGUUCUUAAGUUUGCUAUAGUAAAGGUUCAUAAAAUUCAUAUGCUAACACUGGAAGAUCAUUAACUCAAGUUUAAAUGUGUUUUUCAUCCCAUAUUUUAUCUUCCAUAGAAAGAAUCUGAGGAAAAGACAUUUGCAAUACAUGAAAGUUGCCCAGUCGGAAACAUAAUUUUCUGACAAGAACUACAAUAGGCAAACACAAAUGGAUAAUUUAUCAU
Molecule: messenger RNA, 1249 nt
Organism: Thamnophis elegans (Western terrestrial garter snake)
Lineage: Eukaryota; Metazoa; Chordata; Lepidosauria; Squamata; Natricidae
Gene: NUDT14
Product: nudix hydrolase 14
Exons: 5
Coding region: 9-971 (320 amino acids)
Biological process (GO): nucleoside phosphate metabolic process; ribose phosphate metabolic process
Molecular function (GO): metal ion binding; UDP-sugar diphosphatase activity
Source: RefSeq, a predicted model, not a curated record